This is a messenger RNA of Diachasmimorpha longicaudata, 1218 nucleotides long. RefSeq lists its product as uncharacterized. The coding region runs from base 1 to 1119 and encodes 372 amino acids. Gene Ontology annotation, cellular component: cytosol; ubiquitin ligase complex; nucleus. The transcript has a single exon. The record is from RefSeq and is a predicted model, not a curated record. Gene Ontology annotation, biological process: protein autoubiquitination; protein polyubiquitination; proteasome-mediated ubiquitin-dependent protein catabolic process. Gene Ontology annotation, molecular function: ubiquitin protein ligase activity; ubiquitin conjugating enzyme binding; cyclin binding. Lineage: Eukaryota; Metazoa; Arthropoda; Insecta; Hymenoptera; Braconidae.
AUGGAAUUCAUAACCAUAGAGCAACGUCCACGAAUUCAGUCGUGCAAUGUUUUUAUGUCAACGAAGCAUUCUACAGAAUCACGUGAAAUCAAGUUGAGCCUGAAAAACAACUCAAUUGGCCUAAAAAUUUUUAACAAUUGUUUUGACAUCGAUCUUCAAUCAUUAAUGGUUAUACCAGAAUCAUUGUCGUCGUUGAGUAUAACAGAUAAGUGGAUAUCGUUCAGGUUACAAUCUAGUCCAGUUGACUCAAAAGUUGGCACAUUUUCAACAGAAGUCAUUGAUUCUCAAAAGUUAGAGAGGGAAAUUUCAAUAGCUACAGAGAUGCCAGAGAUUCAAUUACCUCCAAAGAAUACUCAAUUAUCGCUAGUAUGUAAUUGUUGUAAAAAUAUUCUUACUAAAUCUGAUAUUAUUUUUGAGAGAGUACUUCCAUUACCGAGUGAUGAUUGUGAUCCGUCUCAGUGGUUUUGUUGUUCACACACUGGAGAUGAUUUAAAUAUAAAGACAUUAUUGCAACCACGUGACAAAGAUUUUUUCUAUGGCUCUCAUUACUGUAUUUUGAAUAGAAAUAUCUUUUUGGACAAGUACAAAGUUUUUGGAGAAGAUGUUGUGUGUAACAGAUGUUUAACAGUACUGGGUAACGACGAUUCUAAUUUUGGGAAUGCUAUUAAAUUUUGGAAUUGUUCCUUACAAUUUACAGUGGAGUCCUUACCAUCCAUCUAUUCUAAUCAAACUAGUCCGUGGAUUGACUUUAAAGCAGCUUUUCUACACUGCAUUAGCGAUGAUAUAUUUAAUAGCGAGAUUAAUUUUCUUGCUGUCGAACAAAAUCGUCAAUAUUUAUUAAUUAUCAAACCAAUGGAGAAAAAUCUUUGCCUUCUUACAGAGUCACUCUCAUCCAAAUCGAAUAAAAUUACAUUAGAUAAAAAAUUAGUUACAAAGGUUUUGUAUAGGUACGAAAAAUCACAGUGCUCUGUGAAAAACAAAAACUCAGAUGUGAGAAUUUGUAGGAUAAGUGUUAGAAGUAUAACUGCAGGUAUUGAUAAUUUAGUACUGUCAUCUCAGAGAAUUGCAUCGAUUUAUCGUAAGAUAGAACCAGACUAUCACGUUGGUUACAUACUAUAAUUGAAAAAAUAAUCGUAGCUUGUGCGAAUUAUGUUUCUCAUAUUUUUCUAUUCUCUAUUUAUACAAUUACAGAAAAAAUAUAUUUUCUAAAAUUUUCAA